GUGUUAUUACUAGUCAAUGCUGAAUUGGUUCUUGAAUUGGAAUCUGAUAGCUUAUAUCAAUUGGUGAAAAAAAACAAAAAAAUUUUGCAUGUCUUGUUUCCGAUAGAUGAAGUCCAAGUUCUGUCCCUGAGUGCACAGUUGGGAAGGGCAAACAUUGAUGAGAUCAACAAGAAAAAUUCUUGCAUUUUCAAUUCGGGAUAUGCUAAAUACACCCAAAAAAUUCUCUCCACAUCCAUCAAUUUGGGAUGGUUGUUUGGGCUAGUAAGAGUGUAACCGUAGAGAUUGGUAGUAGUGGUGGCUUUCAAGUGGGUAAAUGUUGAACCACUGAUAGUUUUGAUAAUCUUGGGGUAGACUGGAUAUUGUGUGGUACGGAUUAUACUUGUUUGAUUGAAGUGAUUAUGUGGCAUUAAAUUAGUAGUUAUAUCGUAAAUCUGGUGUAGUUUAUUUCCUUUAAUAAAAAGAUUAGCAUCAUCAGCAACGAAAAUAUGGGAGAACAGUGGGCAAGAUCUCGUAAUUUUGAACAAGAAAUUGUGUUGUUGAAAAUGAUUUAGAGGCACAUUGGCAACAAGCAGAAAAAAAUAUGGGGACAAAGGGUCUCCUCGAUGAAGACCUCUGGAGGGAAGUAAAGAAGCUUUCUUUUCUCAAUUAGCAAGCACUGAGUAGGAAACUGUUGAGACACUCUGCAUAACCCAUUGCACCAGAGCUUCUUCCAUGUUCCUGGGGCCAGAGCUUUGAAACAAAUUGGAAAAGAAACCUGAAUAUGCACAUUGAUGUCUUCAUUCAAAUUGAGCCAAACUCCACUGCUAUCAUUCACCUUGACUAAAUGACUCUGUUGGCAUCUCUAGGUUACAACUGCAUGAAAGAAAGGUCAUACUUUAGCCAUCAGAGCGGAGAGCAUUGUAAUACGCUUGCAGGAGGGAAACCACAGCUGGGAUUUAAUGAGUGGUGCAUCUGCCUCUGGUGGCACACGGACGGCUUUCUCCUACUGUGUACAGCAAAUACGAAAUUAUGACUACCAUCAUUAUCUCUGCCUUCUUGAACUUCCCUCAAACAUGCGGAAGGCUGCGUUUGCUCUCCGUGCUUUCAAUGUUGAAACAGCAAGAGCUAUGGAUGUUGCUUCUGAUCCCAAAAUCGGCCUUAUGCGCCUCCUUUGGUGGCGAGAAGCUAUAGACAAGAUAUUUGCCAACAAAUUAAUUGAGCACCCAAUAGCUCAGGCCCUGUCAUCAGUAAUAUAUGAGCAUAAAAUCAACAAGGGCUGGCUGACACGAUCCGUUGAAGCUCGAAUCAAUGAUGCAAAAAGAGAGGUUACUGAAAUCCCAGAAACAAUUGAAGAGUUGGAGCGGUAUGCUGAGGACACUGUUUCAACUAUCUUGUACAUGACUCUUCAAGCAGGUGGUAUCAAGUCCACUGCUGCAGAUCAUGCAGCUUCACAUAUUGGCAAGGCUAGUGGCCUUCUUUUGCUGCUUAAGUCGUUGCCAUACCAUGCCAGCCGCAACCGUCAGUUUUCUUACAUACCUGCUAACGUGGCAGACAAACAUGGGUUGUUGGUUAACCAGGGAGGCCAAAUGGAGAUUCGCAUGGACUCUCGUGACCGUUUGUGUGAUGCUGUUUUUGAGAUGGCAUCUGUGGCUAAUUCGCAUCUCCAAAAAGCUUGUGAAUUAGCUGGAACGGUGCCUGAGGAAGCUCGUCCAGUGCUUUUGCCGGCUGUGCCUGCCCAGGUUCUUUUGGAUUCUUUGAGACGUGCACAUUUUGAUGUGUUUGAUCCAAGAUUGGCGCGAGGGAUUCUGGGUAUUCCUCCUUUGUGGUACCAGUUGAAACUUAAGUGGCAUUCAUUGCGUGGAAAGUACUGAAAGUUUGUUUUGUUGAUUUUCCCAAUUGGUUGGCGGAGUUCAAUAGAAAUUUUAAAUCGUUCAAAAGGGAUUUGCCAUUUUCUUUGAACGCAUUCUUUGAUCUCUCAAGACCACUUCUGUGUGUUCUUGAUAGUAGCAUGCAUGGAAUGGUCUUGAGAACUUUUAAAAGCAAUUAAUGUGUAGUGGGAAAUUGCGAUUUUUGCAAUUUACUAACUCGUGAGCAUAUGUAUAAGAAAUUUUGCUUCAGAGAGAGCAUUGUAUUAUUGUUUUUGACUACGUCAAAUUCUUGUUGAGUAUCCGCGAUAAUCUGCAUGCUUGUUGAUAUUCCAAUUGAA
Molecule: messenger RNA, 2185 nt
Organism: Camellia sinensis
Lineage: Eukaryota; Viridiplantae; Streptophyta; Magnoliopsida; Ericales; Theaceae
Product: Terpenoid synthases superfamily protein
Biological process (GO): biosynthetic process; mitochondrial respiratory chain complex I assembly
Cellular component (GO): mitochondrion
Source: RefSeq, a predicted model, not a curated record